UUGCAGUCGCACCGGAAGCUGCGUGAGGUUACCAAAUGUGAAGCGCUGCUCUUGGGAAGUUCUACAACUGAUUUUUGUCAUACGCUCAUUGGCACUCUGUGUUUCUUCUGCGGCAUUUACUUCUUCGUAUUUCGUGUCAAACUGCCGUGUGCAUCGAAGAUGUUAAGAAGUCCCUCCAUGCAGCUUCUCAGGCAGGUGGUGAGACACCGGAGCACAGACACCAGCCUGAUCCUGGAGAGAUCAAUAAACCGUGUCCAGCUGUUGGGUCGAGUUGGUCAAGAUCCUGUGAUGAGACAAGUUGAAGGUCGCAACCCCGUCACCAUCUUCUCUUUGGCGACCAACGAAAUGUGGCGCUCAGGCGAAGGAGAGAUGAGCACAACAGGUGACAUCAGUCAGAAGACGACGUGGCAUCGCGUGUCCGUGUUCAAACCUGGUCUGAGAGAUGUGGCUUAUCAGUAUGUCAAGAAAGGGUCAAGGAUUCUGGUUGAUGGGAAGUUGGACUAUGGAGAGUAUGUCGACAAGAACCAAGUGAGACGCCAAGCAACGACCAUCAUUGCAGACAACAUUGUCUUUCUCAGUGACAACAUUCGGGACAGAGCUUGAAACCAUUGCCGUCUGGAACCGCUAUAUUCUCUCUUUUGUAUAUUCUAGUAGAAAAAGACUGAGAUCUUGAAAACCACCUUUUAAAGAAGAAGAGAGUGGGAUUUUGGAUGUUGGCGCUCGACUGCAGCACUAACUACUGGCAAAUACCACCCUGCCAUGUUAAAAGGACCUUUUGUAGUGGAAAUGUAUAAUCAUGUUUUUAUUCACAAUAUGUUAUUUUGUGUUUAUUUUUGAGCUGCUGUUUGUUCACACAUCUGGAGCUUAUUCUAAAUAUGCAAGCACUCUCUCCGUUCACAGCCCAUCAUUUUUUGUUUUCUUCAAAGACAGACGCCUGAACCCCAAACCCCAAACGUGUGCAAAGUUGGGAUCACAAGCAACUGGAGUCUGAGCUAUGCUUGCUCUGACCUGUGAUCAAGAAGCUAUAUGACUGUGCUUCACACAAGUCAGUAGAAACUGUCCAAAGUUGAAGGCGAUAGACGCUUGUUGUGUGGUUAAUGUGACAUUAUAACCCUGUCGCAUUAUCAUUAACAAGUGUGCUGAACUCAAAUGUUAUUUAGGAUGCCCUGAGAGAGAGUUUAUAAAAAGUGCACCAAGCACCUUUCCCUGUGAGCUGAAGCAACCAGUCAUGCAAUCUCUUCCGUUCAUUUGUGGUUUCAACUUGGACGCUUAUCAGCAAAUUUCUGUUUCAUUAAGGUUAACAUUUCUCUGUAACAUGUUUAAAAACGUUAAGCCCGUAUUUGUCUUUUCAUUUCUGUUCAAGAAUGUGGUGGGAAAGCCUGUUGAGUCACCAAGUAGUUCAUUAAAACCUCCCUGAUAAUGAGAUAAACGUUUCACUGCGGGACGACUUGACUUCAUUUUCAUAGUUCACUGUGGGUGGGUCUAUUCUGAAGGGAUUCUUGGCUGAACGCGAUUGGUUGCAGACAUACAACUCACUUUUGAUUGGCUCUUUACGUUGUCAGUUCAAAUGCUGGCCAGUACUGUUGAGCGGGCGGGCACAUGUGAAAGUGGGGCUGAAGACCAUACAGGAAAUCCGAGUCUAA
Synchiropus splendidus (mandarinfish) is the source of this 1643-nucleotide messenger RNA. It is a transcript of the gene ssbp1, whose product is annotated as single-stranded DNA binding protein 1. The record is from RefSeq and is a predicted model, not a curated record. Gene Ontology annotation, biological process: positive regulation of helicase activity; mitochondrial DNA replication. The transcript has 7 exons. Gene Ontology annotation, molecular function: single-stranded DNA binding. NCBI's taxonomy places the organism in Eukaryota, Metazoa, Chordata, Actinopteri, Syngnathiformes, Callionymidae. Bases 160 to 603 code for a protein of 147 amino acids. Gene Ontology annotation, cellular component: mitochondrial nucleoid.